CGGAGCUCCCUCCCCGCUGCGCUCAGCACACACAGAGCCAGCUCUGUGCUUCCUUAUAAGGAGAUCCCGUCAGGACGCAGGAAGUGCUUGUUGUCACCCAGAAUAACUUCCCCAGUCCUGGUCUCCACUCCCUCGUGCUGUGCAGAUAGCUGUCCCCGGGGGGAUCGCCCGUACACCGUGACCGGAGCCAGCAGCGGGCGCCAUGCAGGAUCCAAAUGCCGACACAGAGUGGAAUGAUAUUUUACGUAAACAUGGCAUUGUUCCUCCAAAAGAGACCCCAAAGGACGAGGAGGCAGAAGAAGAUGAUGUCCUUCAGCAACAGUCAGUAGUUAAGACAUAUGAAACGCUGGAAGACAAUGAAGAUGAUUUUAAUGAGGAAGAUGAGCAUGCCAUAGAACUAUACAGGUUGCAACGAAUAGCUCAGUGGCAAGCAACUCAAGUGAAAAAUAAAUAUGGCGAGGUGGGAGAAAUAUCAGGACAGGAUUACGUCAGAGAAGUGACAGAAGCAGGCAAAGGCAUUUGGGUAAUUUUGCAUCUUUAUAAGCCAGGAAUCCCAAUAUGUACUCUGCUCAAUCAGCACCUAGCGGUACUCGCUAGAAAGUUUAAAGAUGUGAAAUUCCUAAAAGCCAUUUCUACAACUUGUAUUCCCAACUAUCCUGACGAGAAUCUGCCCACCAUAUUUGUAUACCUUGAUGGAAACAUUCAAACUCAGUUCAUCGGGCCACUUAUGUUUGGUGGCAUGAAUCUUACCAAAGAUGAAUUAGAGUGGAAACUUGCUGAGUCUGGUGCGGUAAAAACAGAUCUUGAGGAAAAUCCACAAAAGCAGAUUCAGGACCAGCUUAUGACUUCCAUUCAUACUUGAAUGCCCACCAGAAAAGACAGUGAUUCCGACGACGAUUGAUUUAUUUUGUGUAGUUUUCCAUCCAGUGUAACUCUUACAAGAGAUGGAUUAUUUGGUUAGGAUUCAUAUUUU
Messenger RNA from Pelobates fuscus (common spadefoot toad), 973 nucleotides. RefSeq names its product phosducin-like protein 3. The record is from RefSeq and is a predicted model, not a curated record. Gene Ontology annotation, cellular component: cytoplasm. Bases 203 to 862 code for a protein of 219 amino acids. Gene Ontology annotation, molecular function: vascular endothelial growth factor receptor 2 binding; protein folding chaperone. Gene Ontology annotation, biological process: protein folding; positive regulation of gene expression; angiogenesis. The transcript is spliced from 6 exons. Lineage: Eukaryota; Metazoa; Chordata; Amphibia; Anura; Pelobatidae.